Molecule: messenger RNA, 2521 nt
Organism: Gamsiella multidivaricata
Lineage: Eukaryota; Fungi; Mortierellomycota; Mortierellomycetes; Mortierellales; Mortierellaceae
Exons: 4
Coding region: 87-2480 (797 amino acids)
Source: RefSeq, a predicted model, not a curated record
GGUGUACGACGAACUUUGUCCAUUUGACAAACCAUAUCCAACACCAAUUGGCCGAGGCUGGUCGGGAUGCCAAUCCCAUCAGCGCCAUGUUCGAUUCACUCGCACAUCCACUGCUUGACACCCAUCGAGGCGAGUUUCCCUCGUUUCUGAAAUGGCGCCAUCCUGAAAGUCCCCCCGUUGUCAAGAGUCCUUCUCCUGUCAUGGAGGGACUUGAUAGUCCGCCACCAACACCAGUCCUGAAGCACACGGUGACAAUCCAUGAAAGUUGCCAUACAGGUCGUGUGAUAGCCCACAGGAGCACAGCGAGGCCUCAUGUUGUCCUGGGGCGGGGAGAUGUUGGAGGUAUCUGGGCAGAUAUGGACCAUGACCAUAAUCAGACACUUAGUUACUACGAACACAUGGAACUGCCGUUGUAUCCGUUCAGCAAGUUUGUUCACGACUACCCUGAACACAGCGGAGGCGCUGAGAACCUUGAGCGACCUCUCCGAUCCACGGUUUCGGCCUAUUACAAGGCCUAUGUCAAACAUAUGGGGAUUCAGUCCAACUUUUCGAACUACACCACCGUCACUGCGGUAUCUCUCUUAGAAUCGUCUGCCGACUCGCCUGUAUCCUCCUCAGUUGUUACCUCUCGACCAUCGAUCCUCUCCUCUACGCUCCCAAUCGUCAUUGUCGGGACUGGUCUUUCUGCCGCAGAUGCCAUCCUUCUCAUCCAAGAGAAACAACCUUGGCGCCAAAUCAUCCAUAUCUACAAACAUUAUUCUGCCUCGGAACCCUCUCCACUCAAACGAUGCCAUCGCGAUGUCUAUCCAGAGUACGCAUCAAUCUGGGUACGGAUGAAGAAAUGUGCGACACUCAAAAACUCGGUUCAGCAGUACUCUACUCGCAAGGAGGGAGGCGGACAGCACACGAAUGUGUUUAGUAGGGAGCCGUGCGAGCAAUGCGAAGCGAUGGCUAUGAAGGAGUACGACGUUGCGAUGGAUCCCCAACAGCAGCAGCAACGGCACGCAACGAUGAGAACGCAAGACUUCACACCAUUGUGCUCCACAUGUUGGUACAAAGGAUUACCUGACGCGUCUGUGAGCAGCUGGGACCCCGUCACGGGCGAGAUUGUCAUCAUUCUAGGCCAUGGCGUCGUCAUCAAGGAGCGUGCUGCUGCAGUAGGCGUAUUUAUUGGCAAGCAGGUGCAUAUGGGAUUCUUGAAGGGAUCACUUGCGCAGGAGAUGCUCUCAGCCGAAGAACAUGGCACGAGUCCUGCAGCUGGUGGUACAGUGGCUCCUGGGGCAAGGAGGAGCAGUAGUGACAGCAGGGGGCGAAGAUCCGUACGACAGCGAUUUGAGAAGGAUUUGCUGAGCGACUUGAUGGUCGAUAUACCGACACCGCCGCGUACACCGCCGCGGUCUCCGGUGCUGGGGCCAAGGGUGGCGACAACGGCUCGGCCAAUAAGCUGGCACAUGCAGGUUUUGCAGGCUGCGGCGCAGGGAUUGGGACUCAGAUGUUCAGCAAGGUCUUCGUCCCCCAAACCGAGCCACGAGGAUACGAUUGUAAAUGAGACACGGCAGGGAAUGAAUGACAGAGAACAGCAUCAAGAAGCGCAGGAAGAAAAGGGUGAAUACGAGGAUAAGGAGGAAAAUGAAGAGGAAGACAAUGAUGAAAGCGAUGAUAGCGGCGAGGUCGAUCCUUCACAGGUAUUGACAUUGCUGCAUCCGCUAGUCUCGGAUAUGUACAACUUCCGCCUCAUCCCAAGGGCCGUCGUGGCUAGUGGAGGAUAUGACCUGUCGACAUCGCAUUCCUUUGCUUCAUCUUCAGCCGUGGGUGCUCCUGUUCCCGCAUUCCUAACAAAGCCCAAGCGUUGCACGCGCCUUCCCUGCUAUCCAAUCCGACAACCCAGUGCAAUGACAGCCACUACCGCGGAUAUCAUUCCCAUUUCGUCCGCAUCGUCUUCUUGCGACUCGGAAGAAUCCGACGAUAUCAAGACUGGCACACAAGUCGAGUGUCUCCUCAUGGCUGGCGACAAGUGUACCUCCACCAAGGGAGACCAUGUAGGAGGCACCAGCAAGUCAUCUGCUUCAGGGACGAUGAAAUCGAUGGCUAUGUCCUGCAUCUCGAUGCCCUGUACCCCGCUGUUGGGGUACAAGAUCAUCUCUCCAGAGCAGGCAGCGCUCCCAUUAUUGACAUUGUGCUCGGCCUCGCUGGAACCGCCGUCGCUGUCGAGCGCUCAGAAUGGAGGCAGUGGUCGCAAUUUAGAAAAAUGUAGCGUGGUAAAGCUCUCUCCGCCGUCUGCUGAUCUUGGGUCGUGCAAGCAGCUAGAAUCACAGGCGUAUGCAACUGCAGAGGAAGAAAAAGAAGAGGAGGAAGAGGUUAGGCCGUUAAUGGACCACUCAAUUUAUGCGGCGGGGGCGAUUACAGGGUCCAAAUUUGUGCGCUAUGUGCUGGGCAAUGGUGUGGCAAUCGUCGCAGAUAUCCUCAAGAGCGAGGUAUAGAACGAAAAGAAAAAAAUUAACAUUAUAAAGACAUAUUCGCA